AUGACCCAAGAUACGACCGUGCCAAAAUUGGUCACUGUCAUAAUAACAACUUCGCCAACUCCAUCCGCGCCAUCGACGGAGCUUGUCUUGGCGGUUAUCAAGUCAUUUGAAGAGCAUUGUCAUGCUUUAACAUUAUGUAAUAUUAUUGUUGUUUUCGACACUUUUGAUCAAAUAGUUCCGACAGCGCGAUUGAAGAAAGGACAAGUCACGCCUCAGCAAGCAGCAGAUUUUGACGAAUACAAGAAGAAUGUCAAGGAACUGAUACUCACAAAAUAUCGCCAUGUCGGUGCUAAGUUCACCCAACGGCGUGCUACGGCGGAGUACGGUAGUCCCAACCCCCAGAACACCGUUGAGUACACGAUAUUGCAAACCAGAGACAAGAAAGUCACCUUUAUAGAGCCGUCAAGACGACUAGGAUUCGGUCUUGCAGUCAGAUCAGCCUUAGGGGUAACUCAAACUCCUUUCGUCUGGGUGCAGCAACAUGACUGGGCUUUGGUUGCAGACUUCCCCAUGGAACCCCUUGUACAAAUCAUGAAAGCAUACGAUUCGCACCCAGAAACUCCCAUCAAGUAUAUAUGCUUAGCUGCUAUUCGUAUGCUCUCACAUGCCAUAUCCGAACAGCAUCCGGUCCUGCGAGAGCUAUCAUCAUCUCUUACGCAAAGAUACGAAGAUCCGACACACCCUGGUGUCAAGAUACCCUUGACACCGAUUUACUUCUGGCAUGAUAAACCCCAUCUUGCAUCAACAGCACAUUACCUCGAAAGGGUGUUUCCCUCACGGUUGGCUAUGCUGCGAGGAGACUUUAUUGAGGACAAGAUUGGACAAAGGGCUCGCGCUCAGAUGAAGGAAGGCCUCCAGUUCACGAAAUGGGCUACUUGGCUCUACUACCCUGAUGACGGGAAACAGCUAUGUCUGAAACACCUUCAAGGGAGGACUUGGGCGGGUGCUGAACGACAAGCUGAUAGGGCUGCUAUACAGUCUAAGGACAAUUCAAUUGACACAAUGAGACUCUUGACUCCCCUCAUCAUCGCCUCCAAUGCCAUCCUGGCAGUGUCCCAACUCAUGGGAACGCCAUCCUACGAGUAUCUCUAUACCGUCAACGCAACCCUCGGCGAACGUUGGCCGAUUGGCGACUACGGUCAAGGUAGCCGCGUUGUGAUUCCCAUCACCGGCGGAACCUUCAAAGGACCCAAGCUUUCGGGAACGGUCACUAACCUUGGUGCCGACUGGGGUCUCACCGACACUAAUGGCGUUUUCUUCCCCGAUACCCGAUACAACCUCAGAACUCAUGAUGGAGUUGAUAUUUAUAUCCAAACUUCUGGUCCGACGCAGCCUGAUGGAAGGACGUUGUUGAGGGGCGUUUUUCAGGCGGCGCACCCGGAUUAUGAGUGGUUAAAUUAUGUCCUUGCCGUUGGUGUUUUGCAGAGACCACCUGCUGAGAGCAAGGGCAAGUAUGUUGUUAUUGACAUGUGGGCAGUAAAUUAUCCGGACCGAUAUCUCUGCCCAUCCUCACAACGACUGACUCGCAAACUCCUCCCCAAUCCAUCUACCCCGUUCAUGCACCCCGGAUCUAGUUCCCAACCAGGCCAGCCGAGGUUUCAAGACCCCUUCUCUUCCCCUCACGAACCCAACUACCGCCCUGUCAAACCAUCCUCAAUCCGCGAUAGCACUCCCAUGGUAUUGCCGAGGGUUGCUGAUCUGGUUCUCAGCGACACCUCGACUGAUAUUUGUUUACCGCAAGAUAAUAUGCGUCCUACAUUUUUGCUCUUUCCGGGGUUGGGGGCUUGUGCUGCUGCUGGCAAGGGUGAUGACUUUGCGGCUAAAUGCGCUGGUUUCAAGACCUCGCUGAAGUUGCCCAACACCAAAGUCUGGUUCACUGAGCACGUGCCUGCUGGGAAAAACAUCACUUUUCCUGACAACCACCCAACAUGCACGCCCAAGAGCACCAUCACUGAUGUUGAGAUCUGCCGCGUGGCUAUGUUUGUUACUACUGGUCCCAAGUCAAACCUUACCCUUGAGGCUUGGCUUCCUUCCAACUGGACCGGUCGAUUCUUGAGCACUGGAAAUGGUGGAAUGGCUGGAUGUAUUCAGUACGAUGAUGUUGCCUACGGUGCUGGCUUUGGCUUUGCUACUGUCGGAGCUAACAAUGGACAUAACGGCACUUCAGCUGUCUCCAUGUACAAGAACUCGGGAGUCGUUGAGGAUUAUGUUUACCGUUCAGUUCACACUGGAACUGUUCUCGGAAAAGAGCUUACGAAGAAGUUCUACGGCAAGAAGCAUACCAAGUCUUACUAUCUUGGAUGCUCAACUGGUGGACGACAGGGAUGGAAGGAGGCGCAGAGCUUCCCUCAUGAUUUCGAUGGUAUUGUGGCUGGUGCUCCCGCUAUGCGCUUCAACGGUCUGCAGUCCCGCUCUGGAAGCUUCUGGGGUAUCACUGGCCCCCCUGGAGCACCUACCCAUCUCAGUCCUGAGGAAUGGGCUAUGGUUCAGAAGAACGUCUUGGUUCAGUGCGACGAGCCACUUGAUGGUGUUGCAGAUGGUAUUCUCGAGGAUCCCAACCUUUGCCAGUACCGCCCUGAGGCUCUUGUCUGCAGCAAGGGUCAGACCAAGAACUGCCUGACUGGACCCCAGAUCGAGACAGUCCGCAAGGUCUUUGGUCCUCUGUAUGGUAACAACGGCACAUAUAUCUACCCUCGAAUUCCUCCUGGAGCCGAUCAGGGUUUCGGCUUUGCCAUCGGCGAGCAGCCUUUCCCUUACUCUACGGAAUGGUUCCAGUACGUUAUCUGGAACGAUACCAAGUGGGACCCCAACACCAUUGGACCCAAUGAUUACCAGAAGGCUUCUGAGGUCAACCCCUUCAAUGUUGAGACAUGGGAGGGAGACCUCUCCAAGUUCCGCAAGCGGGGAUCCAAGAUCAUUCACUGGCAUGGUCUCGAGGACGGUCUCAUCAGCUCCGACAACUCAAUGGAAUACUACAACCACGUCUCGGCAACAAUGGGCCUCAGCAACACUGAACUUGAUGAGUUCUACCGAUACUUCCGUGUCAGCGGCUGCGGUCACUGUUCCGGCGGAAUUGGAGCCAAUCGCAUUGGAAACAACCGCGCAAACCUGGGUGGCAAGGAGGCGAAGAACAACGUUCUCCUCGCUCUUGUCAAGUGGGUUGAGGAAGGCCAAGCACCCGAGACCAUCACAGGUGUUCGCUACGUCAACGGUGCUACCACCGGAAAGGUCGAAGUUGAGCGUAGACACUGCCGCUAUCCUUACCGCAAUGUCUGGGACCGCAAGGGUAACUACAAGAACCCCGACAGCUGGAAGUGCGAGCUGCCCAAGUAAACGGAAUGUCAGCGAGAUG
Fusarium oxysporum Fo47 is the source of this 3352-nucleotide messenger RNA. RefSeq lists its product as uncharacterized. The transcript is spliced from 5 exons. The record is from RefSeq and is a predicted model, not a curated record. Bases 1 to 3333 code for a protein of 1110 amino acids. Lineage: Eukaryota; Fungi; Ascomycota; Sordariomycetes; Hypocreales; Nectriaceae.